This is a messenger RNA of Hemiscyllium ocellatum (epaulette shark), 4932 nucleotides long. RefSeq names its product zinc finger protein 239-like. Gene Ontology annotation, biological process: positive regulation of reciprocal meiotic recombination. The coding region runs from base 1346 to 2221 and encodes 291 amino acids. The transcript has 3 exons. Gene Ontology annotation, cellular component: nucleus. Gene Ontology annotation, molecular function: histone H3K36 methyltransferase activity; recombination hotspot binding; histone H3K4 methyltransferase activity. Lineage: Eukaryota; Metazoa; Chordata; Chondrichthyes; Orectolobiformes; Hemiscylliidae. The record is from RefSeq and is a predicted model, not a curated record.
GUUGGCGCAUGUGCAGUGUAGGUCAUGUAGUGGGACAAAGACAGUGUUACUGAGUGUGGGAGAGGAAUGACGCCGGCGGCUUAAGGAACAAGAACAGAAACCGCUGGAAAAGUUGAGCAGCCCUGGCUGCAUGUGUCAAGGGAAUCCGAGGAAACGUUACGUGUCCAGUGAUGCUCUUUCAGAACAGAAACAGGUUUCGGAGACGUCGCCAGGCCUGAGCGCCCGGGGAGAGGGGACAGUGAGCUUUCACAGGAGGAUUUACCUGCAUAUCUUGAACUAAUUGCCUCAGCCAGCUUGACUCAUUGGGACUGGAAUUUUAUCCAUCUUUUGAGUGGAGAAGGAGGAUUGUCCCGCCUGCUUCCAGAGAUCUGACUGGUAAAGCACUGAGAUGCCGCUGUUCGAGGGUGGAGGGAGCUUUACCGGAGCGGAGAGUUAGCCAGCCGGCCACCCGCAGCAGAGUGGGACGUCAGAGGGAGCGUCGAACCUGGAGGGAGCCCGCGCCGUGGGGAAACCGUGGAAGUGUGGGGAAUGCGGGAAGGGGUUUCGAGUCCCCUCUGAGCUGGAGAUCCACCGGCGCGGUCACACCGGGGAGAGGCAGUUCUCCUGCCCCGAGUCCGGGAAGGCCUUCAUUGGGUCCUCCAAGCUGCUGAGGCACCGGCGGGUCCACACCGGGGACAGGCCGUACCCCUGCCCCGAGUGUGGCAAGGCCCUUCACCCAGCUGUCCCACCUGCAGACGCACCGGCGCCUCCACACACCAGGGAGAGGCCUCUCACCUGCCCCGGGGGCGGCAAGGCCUUCAAUCGAUCGCCGACCCUGCGGACGCACAGGCGCCUUCCCAACGUGACCGCACGGAGUUGAAGUCUGCAGCGAAUCCCACCCAGGACUGGGGGGGGAUCGUGCCCGUGGGGGGGAUUGUGCCCCGUUCGAAGACAGUGGGUGAAGCGGGAAGGGAGCGAGGCUUCCUUUCUACCGGACUGGCCGCUCUCGCUCCCUUUGCUUCCCGUGGGACCGAUGCUGUUUGAGGCUGGGACUGCACGUUCCCCGGGCCAAAGAUCUGCAGGAGCUGAGGAAGUGCACUCCUUUCACACCGGAUGGAUAUGAGAAGAGCAGCUUUGCAGGUAGAGCUCCCCAACUGAGUACCAUGUGAAGGUCUGACAGAGCCCCUUGAUUCGUGGGAUAGGAGAGACGUCCCUCUUUCAGUCCAGAAGGGGAAAAUUCUUUGAACGUUUUUGUCUGCUUCAGUAGGCUCUUAAAGUAUCAUCUUUACCUGAACCACAGGGGCACGUGCCUGAGCCAGUUUGCCCACUGUGGGGAAAGGAAGUCUCAGGAGGCAUUCUGCGCGCCAUGGAGAAACCGUGGAAGUGUGGGGAUUGCGGGAAAGGAUUCCACUAUCCCUCCAUGCUGGAGAUCCACCACCGUGUCCACACCGGGGAGCGGCCCUUCACCUGCUCCGUCUGCGGCAAGGGCUUCACCCAGUCGCCCCACCUGCUGACCCACCCGCGGGUCCACACCGGGGAGCGGCCGUUCGCUUGCUCCGAGUGCGGGAAGGACUUCAGCGAAUCGUCCAGCCUGCUCAAGCACCAGCGGGUCCACACCGGGGAGCGGCCCUUCACCUGCUCGGUGUGCGGCAAGGGCUUCCCUCACUCGUCCACCCUGCUCAAGCACCGGCAGGUCCACACCGGGGAGCGGCCCUUCACCUGCACCGUCUGCGGCAAGGGCUUCCCUCACUCGUCCAGCCUGCUCAAGCACCAGCAGGUCCACACCGGGGAGCGGCCCUUCACCUGCACCGUCUGCGGCAAGGGCUUCACCCGCUCAUCGCACCUGCUGACCCACCAGCGGGUCCACACCGGGGAGAGGCCGUUCAGCUGCUCCGUCUGUGGCAAGAGCUUCUCUCACUCGUCCAGCCUGCUGCGGCACCAGCAGGUCCGCACCGCGGAGCGGUCCUUCACCUGCUCCGUCUGUGGCAAGAGCUUCUCUCACUCGUCCAGCCUGCUGCGGCACCAGCAGGUCCACACCGCGGAGCGUCCUUUACCUGCUCCGUCUGUGGCAAGAGCUUCUCUCACUCAUCCACCCUGCUGCGGCACCAGCAGGUGCAUACCGGCGAGGGCGCCUUCACCUGCUCCGUCUGUGGCAAGGGCUUCCCCCACUCGUCCGGCCUCCAGAUCCACCAGCGGGUCCACACGGGGGAACAUCCUUCCGAUAGACCAGAAGUGCACAUAAUACAGAGGAACUUCGAUUAUCCAGAAUUAGAUGAACCAGCACGGUGGCUCAGUGGUUAGUGCUGCUACCUCACAGUACCAGGGACCCGGGUUUCAUUCCUCCUCAGGCGACAGACUGUGUGGAGUUUGCACAUUCUCCCCGCGUCUGCGUGGGUUUCCUCCUAGUGCUCCGGUUCCGUCCCACAGUCCAAAGAUGUGCAGGUCAGGGUGAAUUGGCCAUGCUAAAUUGCCUGUAGUGUUAGUUACAUUAGUCAGAGGGAAAUGGGUCUGGGUGGGUUACUCUUCGGAGGGUCAGUGUGGACUGGUUGGGCCUGUUUCCACACUGGAAGGGAUCUAAUCGUCAAGCGACUGAAAUACACCCUGCAUGUGUCCUUUGGAUAAUCGAGGUUCCUGUGUAUUCCAAAAGUGGCCUAACCAACGUCCUGUCCAGACCCCAACCCCUAUACUCAGUGCUGUGACCAAUAAAGUGAUCUGCAGAAUCUGCGGGACUUGCUUAAUCCUGGAAGGUAAAUCACGUGUUUCUCCUUCUGUUGCAGGUGGAUCCAAGAUUUCACUCUCUGUCCCAUUGAGUCUCCAGUCAGGUCCUUCAGCUCAACUGGUCUCUCUCAGUAUUUCUGACCCAUGUGAGCCUCUACGCACCUCCCCUUCACUUGCUCACACUUGAUUUCCCUUACAGCAGCAUUCCCUUCAGUUCCUUUCUCCCUGACGUCUGUAACCAGCUUCUCCUUAAAUGCCGUCCACCUCGACCUGCUACUGUGGGGGUCACUCCCGCUGCAGACAGAGGUCUCUCCUUUGUAACCUCUUCAAAAGAUUUACCGCUGACUUCCCCCUUCAGUCUUUUCCAUUUCUGGGUCUCCCCGCUGUUGCGAAACUUGGAAGGGUUCAGAAAAGAUUGACAAGGAUGUUGCCAGGGUUGGAGGAUCUGAGCUACAGGGAGAGGCUGAACAGGCUGGGGCUGUUUCCCCUGGAGCGUCGGAGGCUGAGGGAUGACCUUAUAGAGGUUUACAAAAUUAUGAGGGGCAUGGAUAGGAUAAAUAGGCAAAGUCUUUUCCCUGGGGUUGGGGAAUCCAGAACUAGAGGGCAUAGGUUUAGGGUGAGAGGGGAAGAUAUAAAAGAGACCUACAGGGCAACUUUUUCAUACAGAAGGUGGUGUGUGUACGGAAUGAGCUGCCAGAGGAUGUGGUGGAGGCUGGUACAAUUGCAACAUUUAAGAGGCAUUUGGAUGGGUAUAUGAAUAGGAAGGGUUUGGAGGGAUAUGGGCCGGGUGCUGGCAGGUGGGACUAGUUUGGGUUGGGAUAUUUGGUCGGUAUGGACGGGUUAGACCGAAGGGUCUGUAUCCAUGCUGUACGUCUCUUGACAAAGCCUUGUCUGAGGGUGAAAUGUUGUCAUUCCCGUUGACGCGGGUGGUCCCCUGUCUGUCGUCCUUUUUGUUUCCUUUCUCGGAAAGGACGUCGCGGACAUGGACAGCGUUCCCGAGCCCCGCUCCGGAACGGGCUGUUCCGUCCUCUUCCAGGCCCCGGGGUGGGGGGAAGGGGCAGCUUGAGUGCAGUGGGAGAGUGGGCCGUUCACCGGGAGGGUGCCAAUGGGACGGGAGAGCGGUACCGGUAAUGGGGUGAGGGGGAGAUGCCUCAGACCGCCAGAAACACUGGGGCAGCUGCUCGCGUGCUCCUUUUGGAUCUCACAGCACAGGGAGGCCAUUCAUCUGAUUACCUCUCUGCCUCUGCGUCUGUCUGUCUCUCUGAGGUGACAGCGGAUUCCAGCAUAUUGCUGCUUGCUGGGUAAACCUGUUUUUCCUCUGUUUUCCCCCUCUCUCCUGCUCAAACCCCUGAACUUCAGGCCGCCCCUGACCUUGUCACUAUCAGUGAAUAGGGAACAGCUUUUCUUCCUCCACCUUAUCUGAACCUAUCACAAUCUUCCCCACUUUCACCAGUUGUAUCUGUGUGUGACCCUCUCUUUCUGUGUCUCUUUCUCUCCUAAGCCCCCUCCCUCACCACAUCCCAUUUACCCACCCCCUCCUGUCAUGCUCCCACUUUCAAACGGUCUCGUUGUGUUUUCACUGCCUCUUCCCCAUCGUUUCCGUCAAGCACCUCAUCUCACGCUUAGAACCCAUGCAGUGUAGGAGCAGGCCCUUCAGCCCAUCCAACCCUCCCUCACCCAGACCUCUGCCUGUAACCCUGCAAUUCCCAUUGGCUAACCCACCUAGCCUACACAUCCCUGGGCACUAUGGGUAAUUUAGCACGGCCAGUCCACCCAAACCUGCACAUCCCUGGAUACUAUAGGACAAUUUAGCCUGGCCAAUCCUACACUAAGGGUGGAUUGGCCAUGCUAAAUUACCCAUAGUACCCAGGGAUGUGUAGGUUAGGGUCGAUUGGCCAUGCUAAAUUACCCAAUCCUACACAUCCCUGGGUACUGUUAGGAUAAAAUAAGUCAAGGGAGGGUGGAGCUAUAGCUGCUGUUUGGGGAAUCGAAACUGUUGCUUACGUGGCCAGCUCAGCUGCCAACGCCCAAAUGAGCUCAAUAACAGGAAACGCCUCGCAAACGCGAAAUGUCCUAAUAAGACAAUGCUUAGUAGCUCCGCGAAGCUCUGCUUAGCAAAGAGUAUAUCAGGAGCAGAUUUGGGAGGGGAAGGCAGAACGUGCCUUCUCCAGUGAAUGCAUGGUGAUUCACUGUAUCAACUACGAUUCUGCAAUAAAGCCUGCUUGUGCCAAACAA